This is a messenger RNA of Adineta ricciae, 399 nucleotides long. NCBI's taxonomy places the organism in Eukaryota, Metazoa, Rotifera, Eurotatoria, Adinetida, Adinetidae. The record is from the annotation of a GenBank genome assembly.
AUGGACACUUAUACAUUUAAUGAAACCAAUCGAUGUCUUCAUGUUCGAGAACUUGAUAAUUUGGCUCCAUCGGAUAAACGUAGCUACGAUUCAAUUAUUAAUUUAAUACUAUUUUUGAAGCGAUAUCAUCAGGCAUGUCGAAAUUCUGACGUUCGGUGUUUUUAUGAUGAACAAUUAUAUAUGUGCUUAUGUGAUUUCAAGCAUCGGUCAGCACUUUGCUAUAAAUACGAUUUUCAGUAUGAUCAAUGCGAAUUUUGCUUAAAUGGUGGUUUGUGUAUUUAUCGGAAUAAAUUGAAAAAUCGUUUUAAUUAUGUAUGUCAAUGUCAACAAUGCUCUUAUGGUUCGUUAUGUCAAUACAGAAUAGCGCAAUUUGGCUAUUCAUUAUGGAAACUCUAUUAG